AUGUUUGCGGAUAUCGAACAACAGUAUGAUGAGUUAAAGAAACGUCUUAACUCCAAAAUUUGGGCAACGGUACACUACGAAAAAUCUGCUCCCAAGAUCGAGAUUCCUGAAUUUUCUGGCAACUACAGUCAGUGGAUUUCAUUCAAGGACUUAUUUGUGGAGGCCAUCCACAAGAAUCCCAUGAUCAACAGCGCGCAAAAAAUGCAGCAUCUUAAAACCAAGCUGCGAGGGGAAGCAGAGCGACUAGUGCAACAUCUGUCCAUUAGCGCGGACAAUUAUAACUCUUGUUGGGACAUUCUAAAUCAGCGGUAUGAUAAUCGUCGUCUCCAGUUUACAUCCUUCAUGAACAGCAUGCUCAAUCUUCCCACCAUACAGCAUCCAGACUCCGCUAACAUAAAGAAAAUGCAUGACGUCGUUACCGAAUGCUUGAAUGGUAUAUCAAACAUCGGUAUUGAUACGUCAUCAUGGGAUCCAAUUAUUGUACAUAUCAUGUCACAGAAGCUAGACUCAAAGACGCUGAGUGACUACAUGAAGGAACUCCAAGAUCAUAGAGAGCUACAAAGUCUGCAAGAUUUCCUGUACUUUCUUGAGACUCAAUUUAUGGCAUAUGAAACGAUGAAAUCUGCAAAGAAAGGAUGUCAAACAACAACAACUGACAAACCUGCUCAUUGGAAAUUCAACAAACAAAACCCAAUGAAAAAAUUUAGCCUAUACAAUAAAACUAAUAACUAUCAUGCAGGUCACAAAAAAUGCCCACAUUGCAACGAAAGUCACGUUUUAAUGCAGUGUGACAAAUUUCUAGAAAUGGACUUUGGCAAACGAAGCGACACAGUUUCGAAACUACAGCUGUGCAAAAAUUGUUUAUUCAGCCACGGAAACGAUGUGUGCAAAUCUACAAAAACUUGUCGAGAAUGCAAUCUAAAACAUCACACAUUAUUGCACAAUCCAGACAAGAGAAACUCAGCUACAUACAAGAGAAAAAACAAUACUGAACAACCUGCGCCCCCAUCUCAACAGCAAACUUCUAAUCAUAUAACAAGUAAUAUGGAAGUUUUACUUACAACAGUACAAGUCAGAGUAAAAUCUAUUGAUGGAACUUACGUCAUUCUGCGAGCACUGCUAGAUCAAGGGUCGCAAGUAAAUCUCAUCACUGAAAAUGCUGCGCAACUGCUAAGACUUCCCCGUAAAAGGGUCAACGCGUGUGUAACUGGAAUCGGAACGGCCUCUGGAGAAUGCAAGGGACAAGUAAACUUUACCUGCACAUCGAUGCAUUCCGAUUACAACUUUACAACCCACGCACUCAUUAUGAGGAAGCUUACAAACAAUUUACCAACGACAACUUUUGAGAAGGUUGAAUGGCCACAUUUGAAAAGCUUAAAACUUGCAGAUCCAGAGUUUAAUAUCUCUCGCCAAAUUGAUCUCCUCUUAGGAGCUGAAGUAUAUUCGGAAAUCAUUCUGGAUGGUGUCCUGAAAGGUAGUGACCAAUCUCCUGUUGCACAACAAACGCAAAUAGGGUGGAUUUUGUGCGGGAAGAUGAAAACUUUUAACUGCAAUUACAAUAGUCAAAUAAGUAUAGACUAUAAAUUGACACCGGCUCUCUUCGAUACGUCCAUAAACCGGCUAGUUAAUCUGAAGUACCGCUAUGCUCCAAACACGCUUCAGUCUACAGAUCUGGAAAUCACGAAGAUUGAAGACAAAAUCAAACAGCAGAAGGAAAAUGAAGCUCUACCAAGUACGAUUUCAACACACGAUGUCCAUCUAUACGCGAUCAGUUACAUUCUGUUGGCGUCAGCCAUCGUGGCGGUACUUGUGGUGGUUUGGAGGAAGCUUUGCCCCCGCUGUUGUAAGAAAAGGCACAAAACUUCAACUACAGGACAACCGCAGCAGCAUAACGAUAUUGAACUGCAAAUUAUGCGUAAGAGGAAUUACGACGACCAAAAUGAAACAGCAUCGCCAAGCAAGGAAACCGGCGUGGAGGCUCACUCUGAGACACGUCGCCAACAACGCCUGAAAACCGGAACUAAGAAUAUAGCCUUCAGCUUCGACUAA
This is a messenger RNA of Spodoptera litura, 2049 nucleotides long. NCBI's taxonomy places the organism in Eukaryota, Metazoa, Arthropoda, Insecta, Lepidoptera, Noctuidae. The record is from RefSeq and is a predicted model, not a curated record.